This is a messenger RNA of Candoia aspera, 2819 nucleotides long. It is a transcript of the gene FGL1, whose product is annotated as fibrinogen like 1. Gene Ontology annotation, biological process: blood coagulation. Lineage: Eukaryota; Metazoa; Chordata; Lepidosauria; Squamata; Candoiidae. The coding region runs from base 116 to 1069 and encodes 317 amino acids. The transcript is spliced from 9 exons. The record is from RefSeq and is a predicted model, not a curated record.
UUGCAUCAGCUCCGAAGACACUAACUUUCCAAGGAUUUCUCCAGUUUUCAGAGGUGCUGUUGCUUCCUCACCAUUAGCAGCAGUGUGUGAAUUUCUUAAUGAAAGGUUCAUCAAAAUGAAAAAAUGGAGUUUAUUUUACUUACUACUUCUACACAUAACAAUCAUAUGCUCUCUGGAUUCACCAUUCCAGAAGACUGUAGGAAGUUGUUUCCAGGAGCAGCUGAGACUCCAGGCCCAGGUGAGACUUCUGGAACACAGUGUGAAGCAACAACAGGCAAAAAUUGUGGACCUCUUAAUGGAGAGGGAUAUUCAGAGCAGAGAUAAAGAAGGUGGAAACAGUGUCAUCAGUCUGGGAGAAGAAACAGAGUAUAAAGAUUGUGCAGAAAUCUAUCAUGCUGGUCAUACACAAAGUGGAUUUUACAAGAUGAAACCACUAAAAAGCCCCAGUGGAUUCUUUGCCUACUGUGAUAUGUCAGAAGGAGGUGGGUGGACAGUCUUUCAGAGACGGUCAGAUGGGAGUCAAAAUUUUGAUAGAAAUUGGACUGAAUAUGAACAAGGUUUUGGAGAUUUUACUUCGGCAAAUGGUGAAUACUGGCUUGGAAAUAAAAAUCUGCACUAUCUGACUUCUCAGGGGAAUUAUACCUUGAAAAUCGAUUUGUCUGACUUUAUGGGUGAACAGCGCUUUGCACAGUAUGAAAAGUUUCGAGUUGCAGAUGAGCAGAAUUCCUACAUGAUGAAUUGUGGGCAAUACUCAGGAACAGCUGGUGACUCUCUCACUGGGGGGUUUCAUCCUGAAGUUAAAUGGUGGGCAAAUCACCAAGGGAUGAAAUUCAGUACCAAAGAUAGAGAUAAUGACAACUAUGAAAAGAACUGUGCUAAAGAAGAUCAAGCUGGCUGGUGGUUUAACAGAUGUCAUACUGCCAACCUGAAUGGACUGUACCAUGAUGGACCCUAUUCAGCAUGGACAGACAAUGGGAUUGUGUGGUACACGUGGCAUGGGUGGUGGUAUUCCUUGAAAUCUGUUGUCAUGAAAGUCAGACCAUCAAACUUCAGUCCCAGUGUAGUUUAAGUCUGCUUCCCAUAUUGAUCUUCUUAAUCAAAUCAGUCAUAUGUGCACUGUGACAUUCACUUCCUUCACUUAGAUAACAAAUCCAUUGAGUCAGGCUCAGCCAUUGGUGAGUAUAUGGACACUUCACAUAGGUUUCUUGGUAGCAAUAGGGAACCAGUUUGCCAUUACCUUCUUCUCAGAAGCUCUUUUUAACUUCCUGGUCCAAUUUACAGCCCUAGGAUUUCCUGAUGCUCCCCACUGAAGCUCUAACCAGGUCUAACCCUGUUUGGGUUUUUUGAGAUCAGCCAAGGUUAGCCAAAUGCUGCCACCACCUAACCAGGUUUCAUUUUCUUAAAGUAAAAUCUCCUUUGAGUGAGCUCCAUUUCUAGUAAUUUCAAGGGUAUGUUCAUGCACUUUUUGCCUCUUACCUUUCUGUAAAACAACAAUCCAAAGUAGGAUUAAGCACUGAAGCCACUGAUUUUCCAAAGCUUAAAUGUGCAUAAUGCUCAGGCAAGUGAAAUGCUUUUAUGUAUUUUUACUGGUAAAACAAAUGGAGUGGAUAUCUAAACAACAUGAAGUCUUUAAUUCCAUAGUUAUGUGUCUUUUACAGCAGUCACGAGCUAAAAAAUAUUUUAGAUCCUUUUCCAUAAUGGCUGCAUUACUAGAAGAUUUAAGACUUCAUUUGUCUUUAAGAUCAUUAAUUCUACCAUGUUUUGGACUUGCCUUUCCUCACAAGCAGAAUAUAUUCUAAAAUUACACCUGAUGAAGUUAAGUCUUUCAGAUAUUUUAAACUGUAGAGCUACAGAUCUGUGAAAACCUAUAUACCUCUUUUCAGAUUUUCUGAAUGUUUGCCUAUCUUUGCUGUUAAAUAUUAUUAAAGCAGACCUUCAUGCGGGUCCUACUCAAAUCUACUAAAUCUACUAAAAUAAAUACGUAAAGAGAGUUUGAAUAGAUGUAUAAUACUAACAUUUAGUGCUGCUUUCAUUUCAUUAACAAAGUCACCCAAUAUUCAAUGUGCCAGUGCAAAAACAUGAUCCCCCCAGUUCAGUUAAAAGAAUAUCUGAGUCCAUUUGUAUGAGAACGCCCAUUCUGAAUGGGGCAUGCCAAGCCCCAUUCAGAAGAAAUAUCUGAAUAGUUCCAUAAAAUAUAGUUAUUACCUAUCAGUCUGGAAAAAAUUACAAAAAGUAUCUGAAGCUUUAGGGAUCCAUAGUCCAAGUAUUGAACUGGAGAAGAUGAAACUUCCAAAGGGUGACUGUCCUCUCAAAGUCAUUCCAUCACUACCAUUUAUGAAAUAAAGAAGCCCCAAGCUUUGGUGUUACCUGCUCACUUGGACUCCCUUUUUCUAUAUAUUGAAGCACUAAAAAUAUUCUGAAAUGCGUGAAAUACGUUUUCACAGAGCUACAUGUAUUUUAGCUUUAUCACAUAUACAGUAGUUUGCCAUUCCUUUACCACUUUGUGAAGUUAGUCAUGCUGUACUUAGGGAGGAUAGAAGAACGAUGAAAGUGAAUUUCAGAAGCAAUGCACAGUAAAUGGCCCAGAGUGGGAUAGAACUAAGUGAUUAAAUCUUGCAUCUAAUUAGGGGAAUCCAAUACGGUACCAUUUGUUUUAGCCUGCGAUUUAUUUUUGAUGUAACUUGUAAUCAUUCAACAGUAGGGACACUGCAGUGAGGAUAUUUCCUAAAUAAAGUUAUAUAAAGGUAUAUUGUUUUUCCAACCUACAACAUCACAAAAGCUGCUGCAACUGAACUCAGAAUAAUAUAUAGUUUAUAUGA